Molecule: messenger RNA, 2169 nt
Organism: Belonocnema kinseyi
Lineage: Eukaryota; Metazoa; Arthropoda; Insecta; Hymenoptera; Cynipidae
Product: putative RNA polymerase II subunit B1 CTD phosphatase RPAP2
Exons: 7
Coding region: 123-1955 (610 amino acids)
Cellular component (GO): nucleus; cytoplasm
Molecular function (GO): RNA polymerase core enzyme binding; RNA polymerase II CTD heptapeptide repeat phosphatase activity
Source: RefSeq, a predicted model, not a curated record
GGGCCGAAAAAUCCCACGUUCUGGAGACACUGCUGGUGAUUGUUGUGUGAAUCAGUUAUAUAUUAUUUAUAAAUAAAAGGAAAGUUUGUAAAUAAAUAGUGAAAAAAAUAGUUCAAAUAAAAAUGGAGCAUCCUCGUAAAAAUUCGUCAGAAAGAAUCAAACCAAUGAAGCACAAAAUGACGAAAUCACAGAUGCAACUGGCUAUUCUUAAAAAGAAAGAAUGUGACGCGAAAGCACACUCAAUAGUAGAAAAGUUGCUGGAACCAGAUGUGGAUCCUCAGUGGCUGCUCGAAAGUUUGGAAUAUAUAAAUAAAUGUCACAUGGAGGACGUUAUCGAAGAAAGGUCGAUAGAAAAAUUAUGCGGUUAUGCUUUAUGCAAUAAACCGCUGACAACGGUAGUAACUCAGCGUUAUCAUAUAUCGACGAAGAGGAAUAAGGUUUACGAUGUCAGUCGACGAAAAUGUUUUUGCAGUUCUUUCUGUUAUGGUGCAACAAACUACUUGUUAGAUCAAAUGCACGUGAGUCCUCUUUGGCUAAGAGAAGAAGACCAAGUUACCGAAUUCCAUUUUUUGCCCGAUACCCAUAAAACAGUAGCAAACAUUCCAGGAGAAGAAGUAAUAGUUAGUGGCGACGAUUCGAUUACAAAGGCCGAUAUAGAGACUGACGAUCCCGAAAGUUCAGAAGUAAAAGAACCUCUAAAAAAUGAUAAUUUAAGUAAACCAGAACUUAAUGAAGAAAAAACUAUUGAGGAAAAGAAUUUAGAGAGUGAAAAGGGCACAGAAAAACCACGAAAAUUGCUAGAAGAAAGUGAAUCGCAUCCCAUUGCAAAUCCAGAUGAAAAUGUUAUCCAAGUUAAAAAUUCGGACAAUACCAAAAAAAUUAUUUUGGAAAUCGCAGAAACUAGAAAGUCUAAAAAGAAAUGUGUUACUUUUCAACUUCCAGAUGACAAAGAAAGUUCGUCAACUAGUUAUCAGAGUCCUGAAAAAACAGAAGAAGUUUCAAAAACACUCACCACAAGUGAUUAUUUAAUGAAAGAUAUAACUCAAAAAGAGGAUUUGGAUUCGUCAAUCGUCCCAGUGUCACAAAAUCCUCGAAGAGAGUCAAUAUUCCAGAGAGAAAGAAAAAGUGCAAAGAAAACCUCCAGGGGUUCUAAAAACACAUUAGUAACCCUUGGUACUUUAGUCAAACGGAUUGAAGAAAUCUUUAAAGAAUGGAUUACAGAAGAGACUCUUCGUUUACUUCUUGGAGAAGAAACGACAAAGCAGCAAGUUUUUGAAAAUGUAACUAAACAGGAAAAGUAUGCAGCCCUCUGUAAAAAAUUGAAUCAACUUCAGUUGGAAGACGAAAGGGAGGAGCGUGCGAAAUUAGAAAAAACGGUUUCGAAAGCUGUUCCGCAUUAUUCAUUUUUACAAGAAGACGGGAAGAAGUUACAGCUUAAGGUACGAGCAUUUUACGAAGGGCGUACGGUAAUUGAAAUUCCUGACGAAUCUGAUAAAAAUGAAGACGCCGAAAAGGUGGAAGACUCGAGUCCAGUUUUUCCUUUGACUGAGUCUCGUGCCCCAAAAGCUAUUCGACGUCGCAUUUUUCUGGAAAAAAUUAACAACAUAUUGCCAGAUCUCCUACGAGCUUUGUCCGGAAAUGGCCAAGUUCUCCCAGAACGAUUUGCUUACAGCAGGGAAAGAGUCACUGCCGUUAAAGCUUUGGUCAGCACUUUCGCUCUGAAUGCAAAUAAUAUUGUUUUCAAAUCUGCCGAAUGGACUCUCGUAGGCCUCAUCAUUAUCAAAAUGAUGAGUGCAAUGGACCCGGGACUAAAGUACUUAUUUGCCACAAAGCAAGCUUCGUUGUACACUUCGAUGAUUCUAAUGUCCUAUCAACUGGAUUCAAAUUAUCUAGACACAUUUAUAAAUAGUCUGACGAAUGAAAUGCCAUGCAGGCUCGAUGAAUCAACAACCUAGGAUAUAGUGAUGUUUUGACUUCUUCAUUCAGGGGAUUUUUCAAAUAUUACAUACUUUAAUUCGAAAUCUCGUCGAUUACGAAAGUAACAUCAAAAUAUUAAGUCGUGAAUUUAAAAUACAAUAAACUCUAAAAUCCUGAUCUAGGAGUUGACAUCCCAGGAAUUGGUGAACCCGGACAAUCCAUGGUGAGAGUGUCCAUUUGACUCGGAGCUGG